Messenger RNA from Pelobates cultripes (western spadefoot toad), 683 nucleotides. NCBI's taxonomy places the organism in Eukaryota, Metazoa, Chordata, Amphibia, Anura, Pelobatidae. The record is from the annotation of a GenBank genome assembly.
AUGCAGAUAGAGUCACAUCUAGUGAUUGUUAUCAGGGACCCCCAAAUCCUGCAGAGAACAUCCGCUGGCAAGGUACAGUACAGAAUACUGUAUUGUCAUUGUUCCAUUGUGUUGCAUAAUGAAAAUCUACAUUCAUUGUACUGUAUUUUUAUACUGUUUUACAGAUGUCUGAGCGCAAAGAGGAGCAGGCUAAGGGCAAGCGCCAGAGUAUUCCUCUGGAUGUAAAGAUCCAAGUACUGGACCGUCUGGAUAAAGGAGAGCGCCAGGUGGAUAUCGGGGCAGAUCUCCAUUUGCCUACCUCCACUAUCCGCGGUAUCCUCAAAAACAAGGAUAAGAUCCGCACUUCAGCGACGACCAGUAUUGCUUCUUCAGCCAAGAAGAUCACCCACUCCAGGUCCUACGCUCUUGAGGAGAAGGAGAAGAGGCUUUCCAUAUGGAUAGAUGAUGAGCUGGAGCGUAACAUGCCUCUCAGCCAGGCCAUCUUGAUGGAGAAGGCGAAGAGCAUUUACGCUCACGUACAGAGUCAAGAUCCAGAUGUGAUGGAGAGUUUUGCAGCAAGUAGAGGUUGGUUUGACCGCUUUAAGAAAAGGUACAACCUCUACAACCUUAAGAUCACCGGUGAAGCGGCAAGUGCGGACACUGGAGCUUCUGCAGCUUUUCCAGCCUCAGGACGUGGUGGAUAG